GCAAGGUGUUAUUCCAGCUACGGCAGGAUAUUUGUCCCUAAAUUAAUUAAAAUAUUAUUUGUCUAAAAAGGCCAACAUUUUAGCUAAAGAUCCAAUUCCAAUUUUUUAUUUACUGCAUAUUCGAAACAUGUUCAUUUUUCAAAAAAACCAGCUACCUAGCCCAUAGUGCAUUGUAUCGAAACAUUCAUUAUUCAUUUAUUAGUUGGGAUCCUGUAACAACUAAACGACGACUGUGUUGAUUAAUGCUCCAGUAUAUGUAUUAUUUAUAGCGGAUAAUCUGCAGAAUAGUUAGUCAGAGCAGGCGUGCAAAGGCAAAUAUAGCUUUAAGUAUAUGCAAAUAAUAAUAACUAAGCCCAGUGGGAAUUUAACUUUUGAGCGAUUAAAAUGUUUCGGUAUAUUGUUUUUUCCGUGCUGCUGCUUUAUAUGCUGGUGCAAACGAAACGGGUUGAAUCAACUACGCUUAGCACCCGUCUGGAGUACAAGACAAUAGAUUUCGUGCCGCAGGAAUAUGUAGCUCAGUUAAAACCGUUCGAAUUAAUUGGUCGUAAGUUUUAUUUUAUUGCAAACAAGCAACUCAACUGGUUUCAAGCGGCACAGGAAUGUCGACAAAAAGGCGGUAAUCUAAUUAACCUGGAAAUGGAAGACGAAAGGCUGCUUGUAGGCCUUCGACUGAAUGUGAGUCAAAGCUAUUGGCUGGACAUUAAUCGACUGGGUCAAGAGGAAUAUGUUUCGAUUGCGACGGGUCUACAGACUGGCUAUGAGAAAUGGAUCGAUGAGGAUGUGCAGCAUGUGAAGGACCCCAAUGAAAUGGAUGAAGAAUUAAACUGUGUAGUCUUAGUAAGCGAUUACGAAGAUGGUUUUGUGAUGAAGCAGGCGCAAUGCCUGGAAAAAGCAAACUUCAUUUGCCAACUAUCCUCACCCCGCACAAUUUCCAUUGUGGUGUGGUAGUGUUUAAUUAAAUUAAAU
This is a messenger RNA of Drosophila novamexicana, 966 nucleotides long. Its product is annotated as C-type lectin 37Db-like. Lineage: Eukaryota; Metazoa; Arthropoda; Insecta; Diptera; Drosophilidae. The transcript is spliced from 2 exons. The record is from RefSeq and is a predicted model, not a curated record. The coding region runs from base 385 to 948 and encodes 187 amino acids.